AGACAGACCCUGCAGGUUUACUUAAAUCAUGGACCCCCGUACCAGUGCACAGGACGUGAUGCGAUGUGACCUGUGUGAGACCGCUGUGGUACAGAUGCAUUGUGAUACAUGUCUUAUCAACCUGUGUACAGCUUGCGUAGGAAAACACAUGAUAUCUGAUGAAUCCAAAAAACAUGAAAUUGUUAAAUUUACUCUGAGAAAAACUACCCCCCUCUACCCUGUAUGCAUAUCUCAUGAUAAAGAACAAUGUGAAAUGUACUGUAAGCUAUGUGACGUUCCUGUGUGUGCUACUUGCCUUGCUUCUGAUCAACAUCUAGGUCAUAAAUUAUUGAAAAUUUUACAAGUUUUAGAUAAGAAAAAAGAAAAGAUCACAAAGGAACUGGCUGAAUUAAAUGGGACGAUUUAUCCAACCUACCAGGACAUUGCCUCUGAUGUACAAAACAGAAUGAGUCAGUUAGAAAAGGAAUAUGGAGAUCUCUCAACAGCCAUAACAAAACAUGGAGAGGACUGGCACAGAGAAAUUGACAAACUUGUCAAGAAACUUAAAGCUGAAGUUGAUGAGAUGAAAAACACACAGCUACAAACUCUAUGGAAACAUCUUGAUAAAAUAAACACAACAAUACUCCAACGAAAUUUCAAACAUUUUUAA
Saccostrea cuccullata (small rock oyster) is the source of this 649-nucleotide messenger RNA. RefSeq names its product E3 ubiquitin-protein ligase TRIM45-like. NCBI's taxonomy places the organism in Eukaryota, Metazoa, Mollusca, Bivalvia, Ostreida, Ostreidae. The record is from RefSeq and is a predicted model, not a curated record. Bases 29 to 649 code for a protein of 206 amino acids. The transcript has 3 exons. Gene Ontology annotation, molecular function: zinc ion binding.